This is a messenger RNA of Blepharisma stoltei, 1230 nucleotides long. Lineage: Eukaryota; Ciliophora; Heterotrichea; Heterotrichida; Blepharismidae. The record is from the annotation of a GenBank genome assembly.
AUGGAUAUAAUGAUUACAUUUCUUCCACCCAUUAUAUGGGUUAGCAGCUUUUAUGACAGCAGCGUUUGGCCUAGUUUCAACAGUAAUCCUAGGCUAGUAGGUGACAUAAAUGGUGACGGCGCAGCUGAUAUAGUUGGCUUUUCAGAUAACGGGAUUAAAGUUUCAUAUUCCACAGGUGGUAAUUUCACCGCCCCAACUAAUUCACUUGGUGCUUUCUGUAAGAACGUUGGAGGUUGGACAUCUCAAGAUUUAUAUCCCAGACUUUUAGGAGAUGUAAAUGGUGAUAAAAUAGCUGAUAUAGUCGGUUUCGGCUAUGACGCUGUUUAUGUCUCUAUUUCUGAUGCUUAUAGAAUAAAUGACGCUACUCGCUGGAUAUAUGAUUUUUCCUACUCUAACGGAGGCUGGACUAGUUUUGACAGAUAUCCAAGAGCUUUAGGAGAUUUCAAUGGAGAUGGAAAAGAUGACAUCAUUGGAUUUGGCUAUGAUUCCGUUUAUGUAUCAUUAUCGAAUGGGAAUCAAUUUUUAACCAGAACAAUUGCUUCUAGCGAGUUUACAGUGUUAGCAGGGUGGACAACUUAUGAUCAAACUCCCAGAAUGGUUGCUGAUGUAAAUGGUGACGGAAAAGCUGACAUUGUAGGCUUUAAUUCUCAAGGAACUUGGGUCGCAUUAUCAAAUGGAGUUACUUUUGACAAAGCUACGCUUUGGUCGACGUCUUUUGGAUGGGAAAGCUUUAAUCAAAACCCAAGAAUUGUAAAAGACCUCAAUGGAGAUAAAAAAGCAGACAUCAUAGGAUUUGGAGAUAGUUCAACUGGUUAUUCACUCUCUAAUGGGAGUGGAUUUGAUAAUCCUGAAUGACUGAUGUACUAUUUUGGGAGAAAUAGCCAGGUUGAAGGCUUCGAUACUUUUGAUUCGAAGCCAAGAUUUAUGGCAGAUGCUAAUAGAGAUGGAUACAAUGAUAUUAUAGGAUUUGGAGGGGAAGGAGUUCGUGUAGCUGUUAUCUUUCCUAAUUAUAACCCUAAUUUGCUUGAGGUAGGAGAAAAAAGUUUUAGGGACAGCGCAAAAGAUGCUCAGAAAAUGAUUAAAGAAAGCAGUUAUGCUGGAAUUUUUGAGUAUUUAGCUUUCUUUGUGCUUCUUGGGAUCGGAGUUACAACUUUCUUGAUUAUAGUUGGAGCUAAAAAAGAAAAGAACGCUCAUAUAUCAGGAGCAAGAAAUGAGUAUGUCAGGCUUUAA